Molecule: messenger RNA, 1680 nt
Organism: Cantharellus anzutake
Lineage: Eukaryota; Fungi; Basidiomycota; Agaricomycetes; Cantharellales; Hydnaceae
Exons: 9
Coding region: 1-1680 (559 amino acids)
Source: RefSeq, a predicted model, not a curated record
AUGGCCAAGGUGACGAGGAUUGUGAUGGUUCAGUGCCCGGUGAUGUCAGGCGCUCAUUACAAAACUGAUGACAAUUUAGAAGAGGAGCUUGAUACGGAUGGAUCGGAUGAGGAGGAUGGGCCUGACUGGGCAUUUGAAGCAGAUGAGAAGCGAUCAAAGGACCCUGAAUAUGAAUUUUGCCCAGCUGCUCACCGCAAACAACUCCUUUCUAUUGUGACUCGACAUUUCUGCCAGCAUCCCUUCUUCCCUGCUUGCAAUGGCUCUUCCCAAACAGCAGCUCAGAUAUGUGAGGAAAGUCCUCAAAUAAUUGACGUGGACCAAGAUGUGGACUCACCUUCCCCAACUAGCUCAGAAGUUAAUUAUGAAUCAGAUGAUGAAGAGAUGAUUAGCAAGAAUGAGGAAAUAUCCAAACUCAUUGGGUCUCUCGAACGUGCAGCUGAUAUCCUGAAAAAGCAGUCUGCACUUGGCAGUUCCAAAUGGAAGAAAGCAAUCACUUCGACGCCCCUGUUCUCUGGUGCUUUACCCCUGCUUGACGACUAUAUUCAGGCCGUACACCUUCACAAAGCUCGUCCAGAAAGGACAUGGCCAAAGAGUCCUCAAGAAAAGCAAUGGUCUCAAUAUGUCGUCGACAACUAUUUGGAGCACUACCCAGAAGGCGUUUGGACCGACCCGGCAGCCUAUGUCAAGUCUUCGGACAUGGUUGAGGAGUGUGUUGAUGGUGCCAUUCUCAGCGGGUUUACUUAUGACAUGGAUGAACACAAUGUUGAAUGGCUGCGGAAGAACAACAACAUCGCACUUGGCGAGGGUCAAGUAGCGCAAUUCCCUCGCCAACUCGCAAUGUCAAAACUCGGGGCAAGGACAUUGCUUCAGACCGACUCUCUUGUCUUCACUGAGGACGAGAUAGAACUCGUGAUGGGUCUAUUCGAGAAGUUCACCAACGAGAAAUGCCAUUUCCUCCAUCUUGAUAUCAAAGUGCCUCCAUGUGCCCAGGACCCCUCUCAUCUUAUUCGGCUCGCUCGAACGAUAUACCCCUACUAUAAGGAGCGGGAAAUUGUUAGCCAAGGCCACAAGAUAAUACCCUCAUUAAAUUUCAACAAAUCCAAUGCCCAAGAUGCCUACGUCUCACGGCUAUGGCAAGAGCUUAUCAAGGCGAAAGAUCUUGCUAACUUAAUGGUUUUGCAUGAGGUGAAGUUGGAGCUCAAUAAGGACACGUGCAGCGUUCUCGAAGCGAGGAUCAGGUGUAUUCCCUCGCAUCUUUCUCGAUUGCGGAGUCCGAGCUUAUUGGGUUAUCGGUGGACGAAACACCACACUCGGCCCCUUCCUGCUCCGCUCAACAGCGCUCUACACUGCACUUGCCUCCCUUCCUGCUCCAACGAAACCUGCCCAACAGCACUCUCCACCACACUCGCCUCGCCUCCCCAGAGCUCGCCAACUUUGUGGCAUAUGCUCUUCACCGCACUUGCUGCCCUUCCCACUCCAACAAAGCCCUCUCAAGCAAGUCAUGGCACUCGCCUCCAACGAAGCCCGUCCAACGGCGCCCUUAUCCCCUCCCCAGAGCUUGCCAACUUUGUGGCAUACACUCUUCACUGCACUUGCCUAUCUUCCUGCUCCAACGAAGACCUCUCCAUGGCGCUCUUCGCCGCACUCGCCUCCUUCAAGAACUUCAAGCAGAUGUCUUAA